GCGAGCGCGUGGAGUGAAGAGCGGAGAGGACUGAGUGCUUCAGCGUUGGCUGAGAGAAAGGGAUCUGGAACAAUUUCCUGGGUCGACCGCCGCCGGGCGCUGCGCGCAGCGGAGCGGAGACGAACUGGUGCCGGAAGUCGAGGAAAAAGAAGUCGGAGAGGACGGUUUUCGUAAGGAAACCAAGCCUUUUUCUCUGACUUCUUGCUGAGCCCUUUUGGAGCCCAACACGCCCGAAAGGAGAACGGGGACACCCCACUGGUGUGUCGACCGGCCCUUCCGGCAGAGACUAAGAAGCUGUUCUUUUGAGACGGCGCAAGCGACAAGGCGAGGCCAAGCGGCGAGACUCAGAAAAAAGAUCUUCCUUCGCCGCAGUUUCGUUGCUCUCUCUGAGAAGAAAACGCGUCAACCGAAAGAACUCGUUUCAACAAAGAACAUUCUCCGACCUUGUCUCUCAAAGCUGUCGCCGAGAUGUCCAGGAGGCACAAUCUCCCGAACGGCUGUGAACGCAUGCAAGGGCAGACGCGAGAGAAGGGAGAGAGAAGCAGAGAGGAAGACAUCAGCAACUUUCAUACAGUUUCACGAAACGAUCUCUUUCGUUUGUUUUUUCUUUGAGGCGGGCGCGGCGUCUCCAGAAUGCGGAGUUUCUCGGAGUCGACUCCGGAGGAAAACACGACGUUAGGCUCCGUCGUCUUCUGCCUUGCGGUCAAAAGUGUGAAGAUCAAGACUCGUCACUUUCUUGGUUGUGAACGGAAGGAAUUUCGUACCGUAAAACGGCCUCCUGAGUAGACAUCCGCCUGAACGUCUCUUCUCUCUGGGGGGGAGAAGGCGACGAAGCUCUUCUCUUCUCCCCCUCCUUUGUCAGCGCGGUGUUCUCUCUUCUUUCUUCGUUGUUUUCCUUUUCUCUUCUCUUCUUCCCUUUCGCGCUUCCUUCGUCCUUUAUUUUCUGCUUGUCUUGUCUCCUUUCCUCUGCAUCUUCUCUCUCAAGAGCGCAACACCCCUUCCUGUUUCCUUUUGUCCGUCGCCCUUGUGUCUCCUGCGUCUGUACACCCCGCUCUCGUCUCUUCCGUCGCUUGAAUCUCUCCUGAAUUCGCUGGGGGUGCCCCAACAAAGAUUCGACGUCAGAUCUGCCCUCACGCCUCUGAAGGAUUUUCUCUCUUCCCUGUCCUCUGCUCCAUCCUCUUCCCUGUCCUCUCCCCAUACCCCCCUCCUUUUUUCGUCGUCGAUUCCAAAAUGACGCCUUCUUCUGGAGUUCCCGCCGCCUCUCAGGCCUCUGUGGACGGCGCCUCUUGUCGACCGCAAAACGAGACCUUUCCGGCGUCUGCCGCGGCGCGGUCUGUCGCGGGCUCUGCGUCUGCAUGCGCGAAGAAGCCUUCGAGUGCAUCGACAGCUGCCAACGCUUCUCUCAGGCAGAAAGGGCACUCCACCGUCUCCUCCAAACAGUCAGGAACUUCGCCUCUCUCUGGAAAACGCGAAACGAAGGGAACCGGACUCGCCCCGUGCAUUGAUGUGCCGGAAUGUGUGGAGAAGGUUUGCCCCGAGCUCUACAGAGAAUCCCUCGCGCUCCGCGAACUGCAGCACGAGAUGGAUGAGGCAGUUGAGCAUCUCGUCACGAAUCUACGAGACGCUUGCUACCCCAGUCUCCACACCAGCAGUCGAAUUGUGCUGCCGACGCUGCUGUCGCGGCGGCGCCUGCGGGUCUUCAUCUACAACACACACGAACACCAGCCGCCGGCGUACUCCGCAUUUGAGCAGCAUGCGCCGCAGCCAGACGCCCUUUCGGCUUCGCUGGCGGCCGCGGCCCUCGCGAAUGCUCAGUCUGCAAGUGCUGAAGGAGGGGGUCCUGAAAAACUCGGCGCGCAAGUCGCGCUCGACGACGGAAAGAAAGGCGCAUGUCCCCCUCCCGUCGAAUCCUCCGAUGUACAUACACCCCCGCCCUCAUGGUGCCUGUACAUCAAAGCCGUCAGCAUGGAGAAGCAAGAUACGGCUGUGAACCACAGCGUUGGAGGUCCCGGAUCGAGCGUUUUCACUCCUCGAUUUUCGUCUUUUUUCUCGCGAGUGAUGAUCCUCACUCCAGAGGAAACGGUCGUCUGGGACAGCCGCACGACCGGUUCGCUCGCAGCUUCGCUCUUCGACGGACUGUCGAUCCACCGCAAAGGCAGCAGGGAGAUGCCUCUGAAAAUUCUCUUCUUCAUCAACUACCGAACGCCCACAUUCAGAUUGAGCGAGCCUCUGUCCGCGUUGUGCGGCGGAAAGCAGCAGAUGUCGCUCUGCGGGGUGCUGCGAGCGAUCUGGACGCACGUGAUGGCGAACGAUCUGCUUCUGUCUGAAGCGAAGAGCGAAAAGACUCCGCUGGACAGCAAGGACUCGAGUCCGUCGGCUGCCUCCGGAGAGGCGAGGAAAUCCGCGACUUCCACAGUAGAUCCUGCAGGCAUUCUCUACGCUCGCACCGACGCAGUGCUGCAAGCGGUUUUCGGGGCGCAUGUCGAGCACUUUUGCUUCGCAGACUUGCCGCGUCUGCUGCGAAGUCAGUUGCUGCCUCCCAGUCCCGUCUGCAUUUCACACCCUCUCAAGCUGCGAGGAGACUGGAUCGACAACGAGCAGGCGUACGAGUUCACACUCGAGUGCCUCGACACCGCCGGCGCAGGCUGGAGCGCCUGCAGCGCCGGUCAGGGCGGCGCGUCGGCCAGCCUGCCGGGCGGGAGCGCCGUGCUCUGGGCGUCAGCGGUGGAGACACUCCUGCAGAACAUGGCGACGAGCUGCUGCGUCCUGGGUCUCGACCCCUGGCUGUCCAGCCAGCAACAGGUCCUGCAGCAGCUGUCCAGCCAGACACAGCUGCAGCAGCUGCAGCUCGCCAGCGCGGCUUGUCUGGCGCCGAAAGCGAACCAGGCGCCGGCGCAGAGACGCGGCCGCGGCGAGGAGCAGACAGAAGACGAGCAGGCGCUGCUGCAACACAUUCUCCGCGUGCAACAACGCAGCGACGAGGUGGAUCAGAAGCUCCGAGAGGAAAUGGAGAAACUCCAGCAAAGAGUCAUGUACUUGAACCUCUACAAAGGAUUCGCAAACAAUCCACUAGCGUUCCUCAACCAGCAGCUGUCGCAGACACUGCCGGACAUCUCCGAGGCGCUUUUGGACGAAGACUUCGUUUACGACUACAACACGCGGCAACGCACAGCUGCCUAUUACACGUCGCCCUGGGUUCCAAGAGCUGUUCAGCGCUACCUGCAAAAGCGAAACGUCUCAUACGAAGACCAAGUGUGCAAGGUGCUGUCUUCCUUCAACAUCCCGGAUCCGAGAAAGCGACAACGCGAGAAUGCGGAUGGAGCCUCAGGAUCUGGUCAAGGCACUGCUGGGUCUGCAGGGGCCUCUUCUCGCCCUGUGAAACCCCGUACGGGGGGCACGGGCCUAGCAAGUGGGGGCGCGAGCAGCAGCCACCGGCCGCGACCUACGGGGGGUACUCGCCAUGUGAAGAAGAAGGAGGAGCCCCAGAUGUCACCGGGAAGCUCCGCUUCUCCCUCGUUUCCUUCUGGCGCCGCGGGCGCAGGUGGCUUUCCUUCCGCUGCAGCAGCUGCAGGUGGACCUGCACACGACGCGCAGAGCUCGGCGGGGGCAGCGACCCCGGAGCCUCCCGCGCUGGGGGUCUCUGGGGACCUCUCUGGGGUUUCAGGCUCUGGCUUCGUCGCCCCUGGCGGGGUCAAGCCGCCGGCGCACUUGGGGCCUCCUCCUUCGCAGUUCGCGGUGACUCCAGUGAUGCCAGGGGGUGUGUCCCAGGGGCUCCAGACCCCCGGGGUAGCGGGGCCCCACGGGCCAGGAAACCCCGCGAGGCCCGCGGGACCCUACCACCAGACUGUGGGGCGGGUGGAGACAGGAAGAAGGCCCCCUAUGGGGAUGGGCGUCCCAGGGGUCUACACGCACGGGCCGAUGGGCGGCGGCAUUCCGAUGCAAAUGAUGCAGCCACAACACGGUCUCAUGGCGGGUGGGGGCAUGGGUGCCUCGUGGACCCCAGCGGGUCCCCAGGGGCAGGGUAUGCCGCCCCACAUGGGUCCAGGCCAGUUCUGGACCGGCGCCGGCAUGCAUCCUGGGGCCCCGGACCUGAUGAGGCCAGGCGGACACAUGGGGUAGGAAGGGAACUCAGGACGGGAGACUUCCGAAUUCAGCCUUUUCGAACUUGCAGACGCGUUCCAACGUGCAAGCAGUUCUGUGAGGUCUGUUCCUAGGAAAGGGAGUGGCGUUGUGCGUGUCCGAGCGGUCCAAAAGCAAAUUGAGUCUGGUCGGGUGCAGGCGGGGUCUUAAGGAUGAAGCGAGAGUGAAAGAGCGAUUCGCAGAGACGCGGAUCCGAGGGUAACGCGACCGAGACAGGGGGGUACACCCCGUACGAAGGCGUGUGGGAUCUCUGCUGCGAUGAGUGCGGGGCAGUUUUGAGGGAGGCAGGCUACGUUCUGAGACCCGCGAGAGAGGCGACACAAAGACUGCGAAAGAGUGAACGUGCCAAGCGCCUCUGAGUGCGACUCACAACUACGCGUGUUUGCUGGAGUUUCUCUGGAUACAUCUGCGUGUUUGUCGUGUUACAUUUGGCAGCUCGACGCCUUUCAAAUCGGGCACAGCGGGAAAAUGACGUGAACGGCAAAUCGUGAACCCACAACCGACAGCCGAAGUUUCGUGGCAAAGACUUUCCCUUUUUCCAGGGAAAU
Toxoplasma gondii ME49 is the source of this 4688-nucleotide messenger RNA. RefSeq lists its product as hypothetical. NCBI's taxonomy places the organism in Eukaryota, Apicomplexa, Conoidasida, Eucoccidiorida, Sarcocystidae. The record is from RefSeq and is a predicted model, not a curated record. The transcript has 10 exons. The coding region runs from base 1231 to 4119 and encodes 962 amino acids.